Messenger RNA from Cokeromyces recurvatus, 574 nucleotides. Its product is annotated as CoA-binding protein. The transcript has 3 exons. Lineage: Eukaryota; Fungi; Mucoromycota; Mucoromycetes; Mucorales; Mucoraceae. Bases 107 to 523 code for a protein of 138 amino acids. The record is from RefSeq and is a predicted model, not a curated record.
AAAAAAAAAAAAAAAAAAUACAUAUAAAAUUAAUAAUCCGACAAACUACUCUCCCCCCCUUUUUUUUUUCUUUCUUUCUUGAUUUUUUAUUACUAAUUAUUCCUUCAUGUCAUCAAUGAGUCAUCAAUUUCUAAAGAAUCCUUAUUUUGCUGUAGUAGGUGCAAGCACAUCUCGAGAAAAAUUUGGAAAUCGAGUUUUACGUUGGUAUCAAUCAAAUCAUCUCAACGUAACUCCUAUUCAUCCUAAAGAACACAUGAUUGAAGGAUUAACUACAAAGGCAUCGAUUCAUGAACUUCCUUAUCCUUCACAAACAUCGCUUUCUAUCGUCACUCCUCCUGCCGUCACACUUCAUAUCCUUCAAGAGGCAUAUCAUUUGGGCUUCCGUUACUUUUGGUUACAACCUGGUGCUGAAGACGAUCAGGUUCGAGCAUUUGCAACUACUCAUAAAGAUACCCUCCAUAUCAUCUUGGGUGGUCCCUGUAUCCUUGUGGAUGGACCCAAACUCUUGAAACAAAAGCUUUAAUGUUGUUAUUAUAAUACAAAAUAAUUUAUUUUAUUUUAUUUUAAAAUGUUA